UUUCUUAUUUACCCUUAUACAAUUAAUAAAUCUAUACUCAAGCUAAUCAGCCUUAUUAAUUGACCCAAGCACCGAACCCGUCACACUGUUACUGUGGCUUGUAUUAUUUGGACUUCGAUUUUGUGCCUUUUGAUAAGGAUUUAAGACGUACUUAGUGCUUUCGUUUGAAAACAUGAUGGAAAACCAUGCAUAGAUUACUCUGUAUAAAUUGUAACCUUUGUAUUGAUAGGAUUCAGCGUUAUCAAGUUUGAUCACUUUAUAAGAAGAAAAUCCACGGCUGUUGCAUGAACACAGGGGUGUAGUGGGGCUUGCUGCAGUCUUGAUAAAAAUGCGGUCAGGUGACUCUGAUUUACGAAUUUCAUCUUUUAUAACCUCGUGUCGCAUUAGUGGGGUUAAUGAAUGCAACAAGAUAAAUACUCAGUCAAGAUUUUGUUCCUUAUUAUUUAGGAAUAAAUUAUAUGACAAGAGGAACAUUGAUGGAACAUAAUCUGAUGAUCCCAAAUGGUAUCUACGAUCACAAUAACAACCAAGUGAUUGUGAUAUGUGAUGGCACAUAUAUUUAUAUCAAUAAAAGUAAUAAUUAUAUGUUUUAAAAAGACACAUUAUCCCUACACCAGGGGUGGCCAGCUUGUUGAGACCCAAGAUCUACUUUUCACUGACGACACCCAGUACGAUCUACCAAUUACUUUACUUUUUAAAAUCUUAAAUGGAACAGCCUAGUUCGUACACUAUGUAUUUAUAUUUUUUGAAUUGCCACGAUCGACUGGACCAAUAGUUGCGAUCGACUGGUACGCCACACACGUCCUACACAAAUAUAAGAAUUUGUUAAAGCCAAUUUUAGUAGUAACAUGUGAUGGAUAUAUUUUGGAUUGGUUUGGCCCAAUCAGAGCUACUAAAUCUGACGCAGAAAUAAUGUGGUCUUUGUUCAGAAAUUAAAAUGCGCCGUCGAAACAGUACUUCCAAGAUAAUGACACAUUUAUUCUAGACAGAGGUUUUAGAGAUGGUAUCAGCUUAUUAGAAAGUUACAAUUAUGAAGCAUAUAUGCCCGAGUCAUUUUUGGAAGGUGAACAACAGUUAACCACCACCCUGGCAAACAGAAAUAGAUGUGUCACAAUAUGCAGAUGGGUGGUGGAGGUUGUAAAUGGGUAUUUUAAAAGAGAUUUCAGGCUAUUACGAUUUGACCAUUUUAAUAAAACCGUACCUCAUAUGUUUGAGUAUUUCCAAAUUGCGGCUUGUUUAAUUAUUAUGUUUGGUGUUCGCCUAUAUAAUAGGUCUGAUGCUGCUUAAAUUCUAAGUACAAUAUAUGAAAGGAUGCCACUGGAAAAUAAUUUGGCGAAUGUAGUUUCCCAGUAUAAUUUGAAUCGCUGGGGAUCAUUUUUUCAAAACAUUACAGCCAAUACAAAUAAUAUUGAGUUCCCCUGUCUAGAAUUCAAUGAAUUAAUAAUGUUUGCCUUGGAAACAUACCAAAUACGCCAGGCACGUUCUUAUUAUGGUGAACAUAUUUACAUGGUGGAUGUAGAAUAGAAGUAUGUUCAGAUACAAGUCGUAUAUCUUAGGCAGGGAUGAAACUAUUCUCAUAAAAUGACGAAUAAAAUCCAGGCAUGUCUCAAGGCGCCAGUAUUAAAAAAUAUUACAAUAGAUUUUCAAUAAAAUUAAUAAAUGGCAUUAAAUAAUACUUAAAUUCACGUCUCGAGUUUUGAUAGUAAAUGAAACUUUUUCAUUUCAUUUCUUCAGGUUCCGCAAAUACAAGGCCAAACUUUUUGAGCCUACCGUUCCCGGCACUUUAUAAGUAAAAGUAUUUAUUUAUAAGGAGCUUAGCAUCUGUGAUUUUGUUUUCCUUCGAGAAGAUGCAUCACGAGGUUCAUUGACUCCAGCUUACACCGGCCCACAUAAGGUAGUGACAAAGUAUAUCAAAUAUUACUUAAUGGUAAGGAUGUCACGGUGUCGAUAGAUAGGUUGAAACCGGCACAUAUAUUAUCAGACCAUUGUGAAGAACCCGUUCCCGAGCCUGACGUACAAAAGGAGUGAAUAACGCGUAGUGGACAUCAUGUUAGAUUUACAAACUUUUAUCGCCCUUGACGGCCUCUGGAAGGGGGUGGUGUAAGUGACUUUCCUACAUUUAUUUACAUAUUUACCUCAUAAUAAAACUUAAUAUAACUAUUCAACUAUACCAGAACGUUGAACAUACGCAAACGGUGGAUGGGUGGGGCCAUGUGCUACUUACUCAGCCCAAAUUAUUUGACCUUGGCCCCGUGGUUUUUUUUAUAAUUUUCUUUUUUGUGUUUUUUCGAAUUUCGCCACUUUCGUAACUUUAAAGGCGAAUAUUUUUAUUUACAAUGAGUAAAACAGACAACAUUUUGUUUUGUUUUUAUUUUGAAUGUUAUCGGAUUCUCGUUUAAUUAUUGCUUCAUGCAGAUAUAACCUACAAAAUAAGUUAUGGGUCUUCAAAGUUACAGAAACAUGUAUGAAAAUACUUAAAACUUAAUUUAUUAAAAAAAAACUAAAAGUGAUUGAGGACUUCCAAUUCUAGCAAAACAUCCCUAGUGUAUGAUCUUUCUAACGAUAUGUAAUUUGUUUUGAUUGAAAAAGAACUUUAAGAGUUAUUUAGUUUUUAUGAAGUACUUACGUGAAUUUUCACAAAACUCUACUUUUGCGGAAAGUGAAAUGUUUUGCGAAAUUUAAUAAUGAUAAGUUGGUAAAAAUGAAACGAUCGAUGGAAAAUAAGUAAUUACUUUAUUUCCUUUUUAGCCUUAUGUGUUGUCAAAUUUAGAGGAAAACUAAACCCAACGUGGUCGUUGACUAAACAACUCACCUUUUGUUAACUGGGCUGAUUAUACGGAGCAGUAAAAAUGGCUAAUACUAAUUCACGUGAAGCGCGAAGGAUUUACCAAGAGCGCUAUCCUAACCGAAGAGUACCCAGUCAUCAGACGUUUGCGAGUACUUACCGACGUUUACGACAAACCGGUAACCUGAACUUUCAAGAACCUCGAGUUAACAUAAGAGAACUAAAUGUUGCCAUUGACGAACAAAUUCUUGGAGAGUUUGAGCAGAAUCCUACUACAAGCAUUAGACAGAUAGCUGCCAGACUUGGCCUAAGCAAAUGGAAAGUGUGGUCUGUUUUCCGGAACGAUGGGAGGCAUGCUUUUCACUACACUCCAGUGCAAGAAAAAGAAGAGGCAGAAGAAAGAGGCGCACUGCGACCAGAAAAGAAGUCCCAGAAGCAGCCUCUACGCCCACACCGCAACCCAGUACCAAACCGGCCGGCCGGAAGGGACCGGCCUCGAGAGCCACCACCACCACCACCGCUUCAUCACCCACAGAUGACUUCAGGCCAGCCAUCCAGACCUCGACAUCCAAAGGACGACCCCAGCUUUUUCCCGGUCCCCUUUGUCCCCUGUCCAUACGGUCGCAACCAAACCCCCUACGAUUCCCCCUACCAACACCAUGUCACCUCAAUCAAAAAGCUCCUGUCCACAGUAAUAGUCGAGCUUAAAGCAAUAGUCGACCACGUCCGGGCCACCAUCAACGCUCUGACGCUCGGCGCUCACUCGGCCUCCCCCGAAGGGGUCUCACCGGGUGGGCUGACCGCGCCGAGGGCAAACCUCCAUCUAUGUGCCCGCAUUAGGCACCCCAAAUACCAAAGGGGCCGUCGCCCCGGAGAGGAAGCCCGGGAAAGAGCAACCGCUCGGCCCGAAUCCGCCGCAAGGCGAAGAAACCAGUGAUUUAACUUUCAUUAUCAUUGUAUAGUUUUAACUGUGUGAAUCUCUUAUUGUAUUUAUUUUGUUUCUUAUCUUUUAUAUUCAUUAUGAAUAAAAGAAAAGCAUAUAGUGUAAAAGAAAAGCUUGAUAUUAUUAAUAAAGUAAAGAGUGGGGUCUCAAAAGCAAACAUAAGAAGGGAAUAUGGAAUACCCGAAGGAACAAUACGGGGCUGGAAGGCAGAAGAAACUAAACUGAACUCAUUUGUUGAUAAACUGGACCAAGAGACCGGGCUUACUCGAAAAAAGGCAAGACUGGGAAAAAACCAAAACGUUGAUGAUUCCUCUAUGUAUGGUUUGUGCAGAAAAGAAGUGAAGGUGUUCCCAUAUCUGGAACUGCAUUAAAAUUGCAAGCUGAAAAAUUUCACACAAGCUUGAACCUUGAAGGGAAUUUUAAGGCCUCUGAUGGUUGGUUUUGGCGUUGGCAAAAACGACACCUCCCAGGUAAACAUUUCUGGUGAAGCAAAGUCCAGUGAUGUUGCAAGUGCAAUUGAGUUCCCUAAACAAUUGGCAAUUUGCAUUAAGAAUGAAGAACAUAAUUAUGUACAAAUUUACAACUGUGAUGAGACUGCACUAUAUUAUAGACUGUUGCCAAGUAAAAGCCUAGAUCUAAAAAGUAACCCACAGAAAAAGAGAUUAAAAGCAAGCAAAGAAAGAAUAACAGUAUUAUUUUGUGUAAAUAAAGCGGGUAACCACAAGUUAACACCUCUGAUCAUUGGUAAAAGUCAAAACCCACGUUGUUUCAAAUCAAUCAACAUUAAAUCCCUGCCAGUUUAAUAUACACUGGACCGCAAAAAAAACGGGUCGGUUAGAAAAUCGUCAAUAUCUUGAAAACUACUUAACUUAUUUUUAUGAAAUAAAAACUAAAUUAAAGAUUAUUUAAUUGUAAUUUAUUGAAUAUAAAAAAAUACAAAUUAAAAGUUGUCUAUUUUCAAUAAAUGUCAAACGAAUGAAAAAGGUAGUUUUUCUGACAUUUUCGUAAAUAUGAAUUGUAUAAAGAUGUGACGUUUUUACGCAUGUUAGUAUUUCGUGUUGCCUCCACGAGCUUGCAAAACUGCGGCUAUGCGAUUCGGCAUACCUUCCACAAGGUUUUUAAGGCGAUGCUGCGGAAUGUUCUGCCAUUCCUCGAUCAAAGCUCCUUUCAAUUCACGCAGCGUGAUUGGCGGCGGAUUCCGUUGACGUACACGUCGUCCCAGUUCGUCCCAUGCAUGUUCGAUGGGGUUUAAGUCGGGGCUUCGUGCUGGCCACUCCAUGCAUGUGAUACCUACUUCGUGAAAAUAGUCGAACACUAUCUGAGCUGUAUGCGGGUGGGCGUUGUCUUGCAUAAAAACAGCAUUUUCGCCCAUAUCUACUAAAAAUGGACCAACAUAGUCAUUAAGAAUUUCAUUCACAUAUCGUUCUGCUGUUAAACUGCCAUUUUCUAUCACUACUAGCUCAGUACGGCUUUCGGAAGAAAUCCCAACCCACACGUGUAUAGAGCCACCGCCAUAUGGUACUUUUUCUUCUAUACAAGCUUGGUUAUAGCGCUCUCCCGGUCUUCGGUACACUCUUUUCCUCCCAUCGUGCUUGUAUAAACAGAAUCUAGACUCGUCUGAAAACAUAACUCUUGACCAGUCAUCCAGAGUCCAAGUUUCGUGUUCUCUGCUAUAACUCAGCCUUGAGUUUAAGUGGUGUCUUUCUAAUUUUGGGCCAUUUGCAGGCCUUAAUGGUCUCAAAUUUGCUUCAGCCAGACGUCGCCUUACUGUAUCUGUACUCAGAUAGUUUCCUCCAGCUCGUAAAUGGUGAUUUUUUACCUCAACGGCCGUAAGAAAUCGAUUUCUCAAAAUUGUUGACACCAUAUAGCGAUCCUUCCGCGUAGUCGUGCACCUCGUUCGGCCUGUUCCUGGUCUUCUUAGGUUGGAUCCAGUUUCAUGGAAACGCUGGAGUACCCGCUGAACUGUGGAAAGACUCACACCAACAGUUCUCGCUGUAUUGCGCUGACUGCGCCCAUCUUCAAGCAUUGUCAGGAUCCUGGUGCAUUCUUCAGGGGUUAACGACAUGAUGACUUCAGAAUACAAUUUUUGUAUGACAAACACACGAUAUUUAUUGUAGUUUUUAUGUCAAAACUAAAACAAAUGCGAAACAAAUGCUUUGAUUUUUUUAGAACUAAAUUGAAAAACAACCAUUAUCUUCAUUGCCAGUUUUCUUACACAAUUAUCUAAAGUAAAUAAAAAGGUUUUAUAUACUAUGUUAAAUAACAUUAAAUAUUCUUUAAUUGAGUUUUUAUUUCAUAAAGCUAGGUGAGGUAGUUUUCAAGUUAUUGAAGAUUUUCUAACCGACCCGUUUUCUUUGCGGUCCAGUGUAGAAACAGUGCAAAUGCUUGGAUGACAGCUAAUAUAUUUUAUGAUUGGUUUCAUUCUUCAUUUGUUCCCACUGUACAAAAAUUGCCCAUCUCAUCCACCGGCUGACAACCUUAUGUCCAAUUAUGGCAAGUUAAAAGAAAUAUAUCUACCAAAAAAUACUACUGCUCUAGUACAACCCUUAGACCAAGGCAUAAUUAGUGCUUUCAAAUCAAAUUAUAGAAGAGAAAGGAUUACGUCAUUAUUAGCGUCAGACACAGAAGUUAGUGUUUUUUUUAAAAAAGAUGGAUCUCAAAGAUGUGGCCUAUAGUAUUGGACUUGCCUGGCAGGCUAUAACUUCCGUCACUAUUAGAAACUGCUGGAAAAAAUUGAAUGAACCUAAAGAUCGUAUGGAUCUUGAUAAUCUCCCAUCACAUUCAGAUGCUACAGAUUCAGAUAAGAUAUUUACUGAUACUGAAGUUUCCAGAAUUCGGGAAAUAUUAGAUGAGCCGGAUUUAACAAACGAUAUUUUAACUCAAUGGUUAUAUGUGGAUUCUGUAGAAGAUAUAUGUGAAAAAAUGGCUGAUCUGAUGAUAACUGAAUCUGUUUGCGGCAAUGAAAAGGGCCAAGACGAUAUAGACGACGAUACAGAAAGUGCGAGUAUCAAAGCUGACGUACCAACAUUAACAGAAGCAAUAACAGCUGGCGAGUCGGUGGUUACAGGGACUGCUAAUGCCAGGCCUCGCACGCAACAGAGUCCAACAGCUCUAUCGCCCACGCCGCGUCGGCGGCGAAGAUGUCUGAUUCAAGCGCAGUCUCCUCUCCACAGAAGGGCUCGCACCCAGACACAGUCACAUUUGGCCAGGCAAGCCUUUGUCAGAUCUGACUGUGAAUGGAGAUCAUUUCAGCUGGAAGUAGAGCAGGAGAAAAUUAGAUUAAGAGAAUUAGAAUUAAGUAAUCAACAGCGUUGGUUAGAUUUAUUUAGUAAAUUUUUAGAAUGGGGGAAUAGAAUUGUAGAUGUUAUUGAAUAAAAAUAAAAAAUUUAAAUCUUCAAGUGUAUUUUUUUAUAAUAUAAUGCGAGUACUCGGGAUCAGGGACGUUAUAUUUCAAGGCAAUGUUAUGUAAAAGAGUACAUACUAUUAUAAUCUUGGAACACUUUUCUGGUGCAUAAUGUAACGUCAUUUGUAAACAUCGCCAACGGUUCUUUAAUCUCCCAAAUGUAUUUUCAAUGACUACUCUUGCAGAAGUGUGGACUGCAUUAAAGGUCUCCUCAAUAUAGUUCCGAGUUGGGCUUACAUAGGGAGUCAUCAGCCAAGAUCGUUGAGGAUAGCCGGAAUCACCUGUUAAAAAAAAUGUAAAAAAAACAAAAUAAUAUAAUAUUGAACGAAGUAACUACAUAACAAUUAAUGAUUGUCUCACCCAAAAGCCAGACAACUUCAUUGUCUCUGUGUAGUAGUUGCAUAUAACUGUUGAUGUUACUAUUCUCCCAUAUAAAAGAAUCAUGGGCUGCACCUCCAAACUUAGCAUUUAAUGACAGAAUUUUACAGUUGUGGUCACAUAUCUAAAAAAAUAUAUAUUUAUUAUUAAAGUAUUUACUUUAUUUUCUAGUAUUUUGUAUAUGACAUGUAUAUACAAAAUACUAGAAAAUAAAGUUGAACAUUGAAGAUAAACGUACAAACGCUAAAAACAUAGAAUUAAAGAAGCAGGCUUGGGAGGAUCUGGCUGUGGCCUACAAUCCCAACCAUACGUCUCACAAAAACACAGUCAGCAAUUCAAUCUUACUUUGUGUUACAGAAAGAAGGACUUGA
Molecule: messenger RNA, 7880 nt
Organism: Diatraea saccharalis (sugarcane borer)
Lineage: Eukaryota; Metazoa; Arthropoda; Insecta; Lepidoptera; Crambidae
Source: the annotation of a GenBank genome assembly